AUGUCGGACGCCGAGAAAGCCGAACAGCCCCAACAGAAGGAGCGGAGAAAGAUUGAGAUCAAAUUCAUCCAGGAUAAGACGCGGCGCCACAUUACAUUUUCGAAGCGUAAGCAUGGGAUCAUGAAGAAGGCUUACGAACUGUCGGUGUUGACAGGGACACAGGUGCUGCUGCUGGUGGUUUCGGAAACGGGCCUUGUGUACACGUUCACGACGCCGAAGUUCCAGCCGAUCGUCACGCAGCCCGAGGGCAAAAACCUGAUCCAGGCAUGCUUGAACGCGCCAGAGGAGGAAGAGGAAGACGAGGACGAGGACGAGGACGAGGUCAAGGACGAGGAUAAGCCCGAUGUCUCUGUGGGGGGCGUUGCUGGUCCAAACGCCGUGCAGGACGUGCCGGGCAACCCCGGCCCGGUGGACGUGGGGGUUCCGGCCGACCACGUUGCCGCGGCGCACUCUGUGGCGGCCGCGACCGCCCACCACCACGCCGUCGCCGCGCACCACCACCAGCUCUCGCCGCAGCAGCAGCAGAACUUCAACAAUCCGGCCGCCUACCUAAACGCAGAGCAGGCGGCUGUAUACCAGCAGUAUUUCAACGGAGUCAACUCCCAGCAGGGCCAGUACUGA
Eremothecium gossypii ATCC 10895 is the source of this 621-nucleotide messenger RNA. Its product is annotated as MADS-box domain-containing protein. The record is from RefSeq and is marked provisional. The transcript has a single exon. Gene Ontology annotation, biological process: positive regulation of transcription by RNA polymerase II. Lineage: Eukaryota; Fungi; Ascomycota; Saccharomycetes; Saccharomycetales; Saccharomycetaceae. Bases 1 to 621 code for a protein of 206 amino acids. Gene Ontology annotation, molecular function: DNA-binding transcription factor activity, RNA polymerase II-specific; protein dimerization activity; RNA polymerase II cis-regulatory region sequence-specific DNA binding.